UUUCUCUCAACACUCUCGUCUAAGUUCUCUACAAACAAAAACCCAAACAACAACAACAACAACAACAACAACAACAACAACGCUUAAACUCUAAUCCCCCUCUCCUCCUCGUCCCCUUCUCCUCGUCGCCAUUGUCGGCCUCGCGAUGCCGAAGCAGAGCGCCGUGGUGCCGGAGACGAUAGGGGCCGUGGUCGCCGCUGCGACACCGUUGCCGAAACCGACCCGCGUCUUCUCCUUCCCGCCGCCGCGCCAACCGACGAGAGAGGGCCGCUUGACGCAGCUGGAGCUCGGCGGCGGUGGCGGCGCCGCCCGUGCCAAUGCGUGGGUGGACUCCAUGAGAGCCUCCUCCCCCACCCACGCCAGGGCGGCCGCCGUCGCAGCCGCCACCGCGGCGGACGGCGAGCACGCCGCUUGGUUGGUAAAACAUCCUUCGGCUUUGGACAAGUUUGAGCAGAUCAUAAGUGCUUCUCAGGGGAAGCAGAUAGUGAUGUUCUUGGACUACGACGGCACGCUGUCGCCGAUCGUCGAUGACCCCGACGCCGCCUUCAUGUCAGAUGCAAUGAGGGCCGCAGUAAAGAAGGUGGCCAAGUGCUUUCCCACUGCUAUAGUGAGUGGGAGGUGUAGGGACAAGGUGUUUAAUUUUGUGAAGUUAGCGGAGCUUUACUAUGCUGGUAGCCAUGGAAUGGACAUCGAAGGGCCUGCCAAAGCCUCCAAGCAUGCCAAAAAAGGCAAAAGAGUUCUCUUUCAACCAGCUAGUGAGUUCCUUCCCAUGAUAAAUGAGGUGUACCAAGCAUUGUUGGAAAAGGCCAAAUCAGUACCUGGAGCCAAGGUGGAGAACAACAAGUUCUGUGUAUCUGUCCACUUCAGAUGUGUAGAUGAAAAGAGUUGGAAAUUAUUGGCUGAGCAAGUGAACUCUGUGCUCAGGGAGUAUCCAAAGCUAACACCAACUCAAGGGAGGAAGGUAUUAGAGAUUCGUCCCACUAUUAAAUGGGACAAGGGGAAGGCCUUGGAGUUCCUAUUGGAGUCUCUUGGAUUUGCCGACAGUGUCGACGUUUUGCCAAUUUAUAUAGGGGAUGAUCGCACCGACGAGGACGCUUUCAAGGUAUUACGCGAAAGAGGACAAGGCAUUGGCAUUCUUGUUUCGAAGUCCCCUAAAGAGACAAAUGCUUCAUAUUCUCUACAAGAACCUGCUGAGGUCAUGGAGUUGUUACUUAGCCUUGUGAAGUGGAAGCAACAAAUGUUAAAGGCUCACUCAAGGGGGUAACUACAAUAGGAUAUGUAUAACAUGUCCCCAUCACUCUCAUUUAUGUUUUUGUGGUGGCUUUAAAUGGACUUAGGAGUUAUGUAUUGCCAUUUUUGGGGUUGAGGGGGAACCCCAAAUAAUUAAAUAGAGUCUUUUGUAAUGCUACUUAAGUUUAAUUUUCUCUCUAUUUUUAAGCUUUUUCUUGGGCUAAAAA
This is a messenger RNA of Ananas comosus (pineapple), 1457 nucleotides long. Its product is annotated as probable trehalose-phosphate phosphatase 6. The record is from RefSeq and is a predicted model, not a curated record. Gene Ontology annotation, biological process: trehalose biosynthetic process. Gene Ontology annotation, molecular function: trehalose-phosphatase activity. NCBI's taxonomy places the organism in Eukaryota, Viridiplantae, Streptophyta, Magnoliopsida, Poales, Bromeliaceae. The transcript is spliced from 11 exons. The coding region runs from base 146 to 1264 and encodes 372 amino acids.